This is a messenger RNA of Diabrotica balteata, 2818 nucleotides long. The record is from the annotation of a GenBank genome assembly. Lineage: Eukaryota; Metazoa; Arthropoda; Insecta; Coleoptera; Chrysomelidae.
UUUUAAUGAAAUUUGAUUAUAGUUUUGGCAGUAAGUUUGGUCCAGGAUUCAAAAUAAAAUGCAGAAUUGAUUAAUUAUAUCAACAAUAAAGAAAUUUUGGAAGUAUUAUUAAACAACACCCCCAACAUGGAUAACAGUGGAAUAGUAUUUUAUCCCAUUAUAAAUUCCAUUCAGAGAAUGGCUCUAUAUGAAACCAAAGCAAAAUUUUAUUUGGUUGGUUCAAACAACACACAAACAAGAUUUCGUGUAUUGAAGAUUGAUAGGACUGAAGCUAAAGACUUGGAAAUUUACGACGAUAAAGUCGAAUAUACAGCAGAAGAAAUACGUAAUUUAAUUUGUAUGAUCGAAUCUGGAAAUAGAAGAGCUGGAGGUGGUUUUUCCAAAGUUAUAUCAGCAUUUGGAAUUGUUGGAUUUAUAAAGUUUCUUGAGGGAUAUUACAUCAUUCUAAUAACAAAAAGAAGAAGAGUGGCUCUCAUUGGACAUUACACAAUAUAUAAGAUUGAAGAUACAACAAUGGUUUACAUUCCACAUGAAUCUGUGAGAGUAGUACAUUCUGAUGAAUCUCGUUAUGUGAAAAUGUUUCAGAAUAUUGAUUUAGCUAGUAAUUUUUACUACAGUUAUAGUUACGAUCUGACCCAUACCCUCCAACACAACCUCACAAACCCUAAAAGAUUUGUAGCAACCAGUGAGCCAGAAGAAAAAGAGUUUAAUUUGAGUGAUAAGAGCACUGACAAUCUCUCCUCUUCUAUAAUAUCCAACUCAUCUAGCUCAGAUAAUGGAGAAACUCAAAAUUACGGAGUCAGAACACAACCGCAUAAUAAGUUUGUAUGGAAUAUGCAUUUACUAAGUGAUGCGGUAAAAGCUGAGCUCCAUCCUGAUUGGGUUCUUUAUAUAAUUCAUGGUUUUAUCGACCAAUCUAAUAUAAAUGUAUUUGGACGCUCUAUUUAUGUCACACUGAUUGCUAGGAGGUCCUGCAGAUAUGCUGGUACUAGAUUUUUAAAACGAGGUGCAAAUUUUCAAGGCGAUGUAGCCAAUGAGGUGGAAACUGAGCAGAUGGUCCAUGACUGUAGUAUAUCGUAUUUUAACAAGAGUCAUUUUACUUCCUUUGUACAGAUGAGGGGCUCUAUUCCAGGUCACUGGAAACAGGAGAUGGGAAAAAUGGUCGCCAAACCGGCUAUAACCAUAGACUUCUACGAUCCGUUUGCAGAAACAGCAGGUGCUCAUUUUAACGAACUUCUAAAGAGGUACGGUGCACCUAUAAUAAUACUCAAUCUAGUCAAACAACACGAACGAAAAAAACAGGAGCGCCUACUCAGCGAUGAGCUCAGCUCUGCCAUAAAGUAUCUCAACCAGUUUCUCCCGGUGGAACACCAGAUCAUCUACCAGCACUUCGAUAUGGCGAGGAAAACCAAAGCCAACGGCAACGUGAUGGGUCAUCUGGCCGAAAUCGCCAAGAAUGCUGUCAUGAAAGUGGGGAUUUUCCAUAACAAGCCCAAGUUUUAUAACCAGAAAGGAAAUACUGUGGUAGGGCAAUACCAGAAUGAUUUUGGUAGCUUGCAGACUGGGAUAAUUAGGACCAAUUGUGUAGAUUGCCUGGAUAGGACCAAUACUGCUCAGUUUGCUAUUGGAAAGUGUGUUUUAGGUUACCAAUUAUGUGCUCUAGGCAUUUUGGACACCCCUAACCUCGAAUUCGAUACCGACUGUGUGCGCAUGCUGGAAUCUCUGUAUGAAGACCACGGAGAUACGCUAGCUCUCCAAUAUGGUGGUUCCCAAUUAGUCCACCGAAUUAAAACCUACAGAAAGACAGCGCCAUGGACGUCCCAAGGCAACGACAUCAUGCAGACCCUUAGCAGAUACUACAGCAAUACCUUCUCAGACGCAGAAAAACAGAACGCCAUAAACCUCUUCCUGGGCUUGUUCCAACCCGAAGAAGGCAAGCCACAGAUAUGGGAUUUCACCAGCGACUACUACUUCCAUCACAAACCGAUCCUUUUUAGUCUGAAACCGUUGACGAUGUGGUGGGAUGGAGGGGUAUUAAAGAGUCUGCCGUAUGCGUACAACGAUCUAACUAAGGCUUGUUCAGAACUAAUUCAGGUCCAUUCUCAGGACGCCGAGAUGAUUGACUCAUUCGUUGAAUACUACAGGCCGUACGAAUUGACGAUGCUUAGCGAUGUGUUUGCCUUAAAAGUUCCAAACUCAAUAAGGGAUUUCAUGCCUAAUUUUACCACCAAUUACAGCCCUUUUACUGUAAGAGUGCGACCGGUGAGAAGACGAGAAGAGGGCAACAGUAAGACUGCACCGAUGAAGAAUCCAUCACUUACUGGUCAAAGUUCCACUUGUUCGUCAACAGCUUCCAGUACCAGUUCUAGUUCAGAUGAAGAGACCGUGGACGAAGAGGAAAGUUCCAACACAAACGACUCAUUAGCAGCUUCUUCGAAGGAGAGCAGCCCGGAACCUAUAACUUUUAAGUCACUGUUUCCAUCCAUGAAGGAAGUUUAUGGCACUGAGCUGAAAAAACCGAACCCAGAAGAUAUCCAUAUGUACAAAAAAUAUGUUCUUAUCGGUAAGAAAGCCAACGGUACCGCCAAAAACGUCUUCCAGUCGAUAACUGUGAAUCAAAAAAUGCUACACGAACUGUCCACAGACUCGGUGUUUCAAGUGUCUCCUCCCAAGGUGUCUGAGGCGUCCAUUGACAUUUAUAAAAAGUAUAUAGAAGUCGGGAAACAUGGCGGUUUCCAGCCAACACGAAGUAAUUUGUUGAUAUAUGAGAGAUAUGCUAAUUAUAAGUAAAAGUUUAUAGUGUAUAGAUAUUGUUUAU